UCAAAAGUUUAGUUUCUUUGCGAAUUACAGGGUUAAGUUAAAUAUUAUGAUAACACAUGUUCAAAUUCUCUCCUCCAAGUUUGGAUGUUGUUGUUAUUGAUAGACUCAUGUAUUUGUGGUAGAGAUAGGUACAGACUUAUGUUGUUUUUGAGACAGAUUGAUAUUUCAAAAUGGUCAGCAAUAGCCGAUAUUGUGAGAUAUGUGGCGCCAGGGAACUCUACAAAAGAGGAUUCUUUGCCAGAUUUCCCAAGGAUGAACAGCGGUGUAAAACUUGGGUUAGAAUAGUCGGAAAAAAAGACCUGGUACAUAUACCCAUUGAGAAACUGCAUCAGAUCCGUCACAUUUGUGGUGACCAUUUUGCACCCAAAGACUUUGGAAAGACACGGGGAAAGUUAAAGAAAAGGGCCUUUCCAAAGUUACAGCUCUCUGCACCCCCGUUAUCAGAUUACCAGUUAAGAGGAUUCCCCCAGCAUACUGCAAGCCAACAGGGGUCGACGGAUACGAGUAAUACUGCUGCUAUUGAGAACGUACGAAUACUACAACCGGUUGAAUUUCUGUUUCACCAGUAUUGUAAGGGGAAAACAACGCAAUCGCCAGUUGACGUGGAACCUGCAAAAAGUGAAAGCAGCAAGUUAGACAGUGAUUUAAUAGACACCGGUGAUCACAUAGAGACAGAUGCAUUUGACAAUUAUUCGCCGCCCAAGCCUGUGCCAGGACUGCCAGGUACUGACACAACUUCUAAAAACAUUUUCUCGUGGCAGACAGCAGAGUUGAUAGAAGCAGAUGCUUCUGAUGACCCGACUCCGACGCCGGUGCCCGAGCAACCAAAAUUACCUGACGACGUCGUGACGCUGUCCUUGUUCUGUGACGACGACGCGCCCAUACAAUCCGAGUCCAUUGACCUAGGCAAGUCACUUUGUAAAACUAAAUUACCACUUUCAGUGCCAAGCGCACCCAUUUACAGCACAAUGAACCCAAUUGUACCAUCAAUUGAUCUUGAAGCUGUCGAACUCCGGUGUAAGGAUUGUGCAGCACGCAUUGGCGGGUAUUCGUUCUGGUGCGUGCAGUGCGCGUGCGGCGCGCUGUGCGGCGCAUGCGCGGCUCGCGCGCCGCACGACUCGCACUAUGUGUUACGCGCGCCAGAGGGCUCCACGCAGAACCAAACUCAGACAGUGCUGGCAGUUAUACGACAACAGUUGCUGACGGGAAACUUACUAACACUGUACGAGAUUGAUGAAGAUGGCGUAAAAAAGGAAGUAAAAGAAGAGACAGAGGAGCCCGCCGCGACGCCCGACCCGCUCGCUGUGGGGCCCCCACCCGAACCGCUCACAGUGGAGCCCUACCCCGACCCGCUGACAGUGGAGCCCUACUCCGAACCGCUAACAUUGGAGCCCCAUCCUGAUCCGCUCACAAUGGCGCCCUACCCCGACCCGGUCACGGUGGAGCCUCAUUCCGACCCGCUAAACGUGGAGCCCUACACCAACCCGCUCACAAUGGAGCCUUACCGUGACCCGCUCACCGUGAAGCCAGACAAGGCCACAGUAACUGAGUGUGUCGACGAUGAUACCAACGGUGGCCACCACCCUAACAAGCGUCCUCGACUCAUGGACGACAGCAGAAUGGGCGACAAACCAAACACCACGGACGGUAAAAAAGAUGGUGAUGUUUCACAGCAACUACUCUUAAAUGUCCCACAUAUACGAAGAGGAUCGCAAACCGUCCAGACACUCGCUCCUAGCGAUCUUAGAUCACAAGAUGUCAUACAGACUACCGCUUGCAACAUCAAAGGGUCACAAGAUGCUCUAGCAACUAAUAGCAAUCUCGGAAGACAACAAUCCUUUUUAAAGGUCCCAUUUAAUGUUUUAAGGGGACCGCAAAAGGUUCAGGCACUCGCUACUGGCGAUCUCAGGUCACAAGAUAUCAAACAGGCCACUACUUGCAACAUCAAAGGGUCACAAGAUGCUCUAGCAACUAAUAGCAAUCUCAGAACAACACAACCCCUUUUAAAGGUCCCAUCUAAUGUUUUAAGAGGAUCGCAAACGGUUCAAGCACUCGCUACUGGCAAUCUCAGGUCACAAGAUGUCAUACAGACCACUGCCUGCAACAUCAAAGGGUCACAAGAUGCUCUAGCACCUAAUAGCAAUCUCGGAACACAACAAUCCUUUUUAAAGGUCCCAUUUAAUGUUGUAAUGGGACCGCAAAAGGUUCAAGCACUCGCUACUGGAGAUCUCAGCUCACAAGAUAUCAUACAGGCCACUACUUGCAACAUCAAAGGGUCACAAGAUGCUCUAGCAACUAAUAGCAAUCUCAGAACACAACAAUCCCUUUUAUUUGGGACAUUUGUUUCAUCUAAUGUUUUAAGAGGAUCGCAAACGGUUCAAGCACUCGCUACUGGCAAUCUCAGGUCACAAGAUGUCAUACAGGCCACUGCCUGCAACAUCAAAGGGUCACAAGAUGCUCUAGCAACUAAUAGCAAUCUUGGAAGACAACAAUCCUUUUUAAAUGUCCCAUUUAAUGUUUUAAGGGGACCGCAAAAGGUUCAGGCACUCGCUACUGGCGAUCUCAGCUCACAAGAUAUCAUACAGGCCACUACUUGCAACAUCAAAGAGUCACAAGAUGCUCUAGCAACUAAUAGCAAUCUCGGAAGACAACAAUCCUUUUUAAAGGUCCCAUUUAAUGUUUUAAGUGGACCGCAAAAGGUUCUGGCACUCGCUACUGGCGAUCUCAGGUCACAAGAUAUCAAACAGGCCACUACUUGCAACAUCAAAGGGUCACAAGAUGCUCUAGCAACUAAUAGCAAUCUCAGAACAUCACAACCCCUUUUAAAGGUCCCAUCUUAUGUUUUAAGAGGAUCGCAAACGGUUCAGGCACUCGCUACUGGCGAUCUCAGAUCACAAGACAUACAGUCUAGCAAAUUCAGAGAAUCACAAAUUCUCCUAACGCUCGAAAAGGUCCAAAACAUUCCCAAAGCUGAAAAACAACGGCCAGUACCUCAGAAUGUUCGCAAAAGCUUCUCUACCCCAUUCAAAGUAACCUCAGAACCUAAUCGCAAUGAAACAGUAAUCUUUAAUUUAGACGAUGUGGUAGAAGAGGGACUUGUAGAGUUUUUGGAAGAAGAAAUAUUGGACGAUAGCGAAGCAGAUCAAUUAGACAAUGAGAAUCGGCAUGAACAUAGACUAGAUGACGAUGCUGCUAGAGAUGUAGAAAGAGAAGUAAAUACAGUUUUAGGUGAAGAAAGAAAAAAUGUAAGAGAUCGAACAGAUAAAGCUAAUUGGGACAUAGAUGGCGAAAACUCUGUUAGUGACAGAGAAAAUAAAUCACAAGGCAACAUACAGAUCAGUUCUAGCAAACUCAGAGAGUCACAAGAUGUUCUAAUGACCACUACUAGCAAUCUCAGAGGAUUACAAGAUGAUAAAUUGGCUAAUAACGAUCUCAAAAGAACACAAACUUUCAUACAUAACAAACCUGGUAAUUUAAAACGAGUAAAAACUAAAGUAAUGAUUAAUCCUAGUUACAUAAAACAAUUACGAACUGUUUUACAGAAUGUUCCUAGCGAUUUAAGAAUACAAACUGUCCAACAGGUGAUUAGUGAUCUGAGAGAAUCACAAGACGUCACACAGGGCACUCCUAGUGAUCUUACGGGAUCGCAAGAUAUAUUACAGAUUCCUAGCCAUCUUAAAAUAUCUCAAACUCAUAGUCACUUCCAGCGAUCCAAAAGUAUUGCAAAUUCUUCUAACCCUAGCGAUCGCACAGUAUCACAAGUUUGUCCUAAGGUGAUACCUAGUCAUCUUAUAAAAUCGCACCAUCCCCGUAACCUGUUACGAACUCAAUAUAAGUUCCUACCCAAUGACCCCAGAGGGUUAAAAACUCACCAAAAAUCCCGACCUAGCAUACUCAAAAAGGUCACUAGUGAUAUGAGAAAAUCACAAGAUGUCACCCAGGACACUACUAGCGAUCUCAAAGGAUCACAAAAUCUUAAAGGAUCGCAAGAUAUAUUACAGAUUCCUAGGCAUUUUAAAAGAUCUCAAACUCAUAGUCACUUCCUGCGAUCCAAGAGUAUUGCAAAUUAUUUUACCCCUAGCGAUCACACAGGAUCACAAGUUUGUCCUAGGGGCGUACCUAGUAAUCUUACAAAAUCAAAAAAUCGCCGUAGCCUAUUACAACAACAGUUACAACAGGUACAACAAAAGUUCCAACCCAGUGAUCUCAGAGGGUCACAAACUCCCCAAAAAUUCAAACCUAGCAUAAUCAGAAAAUCGAAAGUUCUAACGAUCGAAAAGGAUCACAAAGCUGUACAGCACAAUUAUACCAAAGGACCAAAACUACAACCAGUACCUCAAAAUAUUCUCAAAGUAACCUCAGAACCGAAUCGCACCGAAACAGUAAUAAUUAAUUUAGACGAUGUGGUAGAAAAGGAACUUGUAGAGGUUUUGCAGGAAGAAAUAUUGGAGAAUAGCGAAGAACGUCAUUUAGAAAACGAGAAUCGGGAUGACGAUUCUGUUAGAGGUGUAGAAAGAGAAGUAAAUAUAGCUUUAGGUGAAGAAAGAAUAGGUGAAAAUGAUUGGGAUGAAGAUGAUGAAAUUUCUUUUAAUAAUGAGAGUGAAGCGGUGGACAAACAAUUUAAUAGUCAGGUAGAUAAUGAAAAUCGGAUAGACGAAAAUUUGAUCAGAGAUAUAGAAAGUGAAGUAGACGACAGUGAUUUAGAUAAAGAUCAUAGAGUAGAGGAGAUUCAAUAG
This is a messenger RNA of Cydia splendana, 4736 nucleotides long. RefSeq lists its product as uncharacterized. Bases 171 to 4736 code for a protein of 1521 amino acids. NCBI's taxonomy places the organism in Eukaryota, Metazoa, Arthropoda, Insecta, Lepidoptera, Tortricidae. The record is from RefSeq and is a predicted model, not a curated record. The transcript has 12 exons.